AUGAAUGCCUUGGGGAGUUCUGAGCCAGUGUUAGUGAUACAAAAAUCCUUGUUCGACACAGAAGUUAGUAAUCAGCAUAAUCGGCUAUCGAUACCGAUAAAUAAAAUUGAAGAGGGUUUUCAUGUAGAAGAGGAUGAGAAGAGAGCAUUGGACCUGCGCAAUGGAAAGAAGUGUGGUGAAAUAUCAGCAAGCUCGAUUGGACGGUCACUUGAAGAAAGAGAAAUAAAACUGAGGAAGUGGGACAUGAAGAAGGAGCAUAGUGGCACAAAUAAUGCAAUGUACGUUUUGACCCAAUCUUGGAACAUGUUUAGGGAGAGUAAUGGACUGGAAGCAGGAAUGGUUGUGCAGGUUAGGUCAUUUCAAGUUAAUUCAAGGCGGUGGUUUAUUCUUGUUAACAACCGAGAAGAAUGUUCGAGUGACGAAUGCAACCGAUCUUGUGAUGGUGCAAGCACUAGCAAAAGCAGUAAUAUUGCAUCUACUACUGGCUCCAAAACCCAAUAA
Molecule: messenger RNA, 501 nt
Organism: Ilex paraguariensis (yerba mate)
Lineage: Eukaryota; Viridiplantae; Streptophyta; Magnoliopsida; Aquifoliales; Aquifoliaceae
Source: the annotation of a GenBank genome assembly